Messenger RNA from Xyrauchen texanus (razorback sucker), 4532 nucleotides. RefSeq names its product UV-stimulated scaffold protein A. Gene Ontology annotation, cellular component: chromosome. Lineage: Eukaryota; Metazoa; Chordata; Actinopteri; Cypriniformes; Catostomidae. Bases 131 to 2314 code for a protein of 727 amino acids. Gene Ontology annotation, molecular function: RNA polymerase II complex binding. The record is from RefSeq and is a predicted model, not a curated record. The transcript is spliced from 14 exons. Gene Ontology annotation, biological process: response to UV; transcription-coupled nucleotide-excision repair.
AUUGUAGCUUUGUUUACAUUACUCACACGGACUAGAUAGAAGCUAAUAUGAGGGGCUUUUAAUUCUAAACGGAAGCAUAACUAUAUUAAAAUAUCGCUGAAUAAUAACUUUUCUUCAUUUUAGCAGCUGGAUGAGCAUCAUUUAUCAGGUUCCCAUCAGGAUGGACCAAACAAUGCGGGAUAAGCUGUCAGAACUGGUUGAGGAGCUGACUACCUCUGGGGAACCACAGCUGAAUCAAGACAAAAUGAAGGAAGUGAAGAAAAUUUGCAAAGUUUCCAAUGACUACAUUGAUCAUUUCUACCACCUGAUGAUGACCCAACUGAACCAAGAUCACGCAGAGAUCCGUCUCUCGGCCUUCCAGAUGGUCAGUGAGGUGUUCAGCCGAUCACAUCACUUCAGAGUUCUCCUCAUCACCAACCUUCAAGAUUUCCUGGAACUCACUGUGGAAACAGACAUUGAACAGCCUCUGCCUCCACCCAAAGAGGUGGCGAGAAAACUCAAGACGCUUGCCAUCCAGACCGUACAGUCAUGGCACGCCAAGUAUGGAGAGGCGUAUAAGAAACUGUCUCUGGGAUAUCACUUUCUGAAACAGAUUAAAAAGGUAGAUUUUCAUGAUGUUGAAGCAAGAACACUUGCUGAGAGGAAGAGACAAGAGGAGAAACAGAAGAGACUGGAAAGAAUUUAUAAAGACAAGCUUGACAAGGCCAAACAGGAGAUGGAAGAAAUGACCGCUACCAUGGAGGAAAACUUGACUGAGAUGAACAACUGCAUAAAACUUCUCACUCCUGAUGACUUGAACCUGUUUAAUGAGGAACCGGCAGCAGCUAGCGCCUCUACUGAAGCUGAGGACAUAUCUGACCUGCCCUGCUGCAGUAAAGACCUGAGCCAUGAGCAGAAUAGACAGAUGAUAGAAAAGAAGAAUGAGGAAGAGCAAAAAGACAAGUCUAGUGAUGAAAGCGACAUGGAGGAGGUUCCAGAUGAGGAUGCGUUUCUCCGCAGCACUGGUUUAAUGUCUCAUCGAUAUCAACUGGAGCUCAAUGUGUCUACAGAUUUAAAAGUGAGGGAGACGGAGGAGAAUGAGGCAUUAAUAAACACUGUGAGGGAUCUUCAUAGACUCGUCACAACCAGACACCUGCCUCUGGUGCAAUCUUGGAUCCAGGUUUUUACAAAGGUUGGCGUAGAGGAAGAGCUAAUGCGAAGAGCCACUGAGUUGAAAAAGUCACUGGAGAAUGCAUUGAAAAAACAUGAACAUCUUCAUUUAGACUACAAGGACAGAGAGAGAAGAGUGAUGAGAGCUCCUGAGGAUGGAGAAGAGGAUGAUGAUGAUUUCGAAGAGGUGCCGGAGAAGGAGGGCUACGAACCGCAUAUUCCUGAACAUCUGCGGGCAGAGUACGGUCUUAAUGAAGCUCCAUCAACAUCUACUUCUGUGGCCAAACCAAAGCCAUCAAAGCCUGCAGUCAGACCUUCAGUUCCUCCUGUGUCCUCCAGCCUCUCUCGACUCAAGAAGAAGAUGCGUGAUGAAGAGGAGGACCCCACUUGUGCUGCCGCUACUCUGCGUGUGCUCAAACAGAGGCUUGUUUCUGCCCCAUCCACAAGUGUAUCAGAUGAUUCUGCUGAGCCUGCCAGUAGCAGCGCUGAUCAGGGUGACAUGAACAAGGAUAAAGCCCCAUUGGUUCCGUUUGGUGUGGAUCUUUACUACUGGGGAGAGGAGCAGCCCACUGCCGGCCUGAUCAUCAAGAACACCUCCCAGCACCAGUUCUGGGUGCCACAUGAGGUGGAGGAGGAAGUGGAGAACAAGGAGCUGUCUGCACAGAUGAAGUCGAGAUAUAUCACAUUCGCUGGGAAGUUUAAACCUGUGGAGCACAAGUGCAAAGCGCCAAUGGCAAAUGGAUCUCUGUGUGAGCGUCAGGACAGAGUAAAGUGCCCAUUCCAUGGAUGCAUUAUCCCUCGGGACGAGCUAGGCCGGCCGAUUAACCCAGAAGAUGCAUUGCGAUUAGAGAAAGAAAAGAGAAAACGCGAGGAGGAGCAGCCAGACUGGCGAGACCCUGAACUCAUGAGGGAGAUUGAGGCAGCGACUGGAGAAGAUCUGGGUUCCUCAAAGACGUUCGGGAAGGGAAAAAAGGGAAACAAAGGGAAAAAAAAGAAGUACCCAAACCUUACAGACUUGAAGCAAAAUGCCAACACGUCACGUGCCAGACUAGAGAAGAAAGUCUUCAACAAGAGCUCCAUGAGACGAGUAACAGAGGUCAUGGUCAAGAUGGACAAGCGGAAACAUGAGAAAUUUUCAAAUCAGUUCAACUAUGCGUUGAAUUAAAGGAGACAGACUCACCUCCACACACUUUGGAUUUUACCUCAGUACAUUAAGUGCAGCUCCCAGCAACAAAGCCUUAAAUAAAGUUGAAUAAACUUUGAUAAAUAUAAACACUGAAGAUUAUCAUUUUAAAAUGCCUGUCGUCAUAUUAAAUUAUUAUUAUCAUUUUUUGCAUCUGUAUAUAAACAACUAAUUUAAAGUUGGUAAAUUAUAUAUUUUACAUCUUCAAUCCAAUGUAUUUUUUCCCCACAAUUUUUGUCAUUAUUUGCUUUGUUCAUUAUUGUAUUUAUGUGAUUCUGAUGUUUAAAUAUCACCAUACUUUUGCCAAAAUGUUUUAUCAAUGUAUGCAAAUAUAAUUUGAAUAUUCUGAAUGUUACUGAUGGCACAAUAAAUACAUUUCUUACUUUGUAUAUAUAUAUAUAUAUUCUGUCAAAUGCAAUUCUGAAACAAAAAUUGGGUGAUAUUUUUGAAAGUGAAAUGAUUUAGAGCUGAAAUUGUAAUGCUGUUUACACAUCAAGAGUAAGAUUGUUGUGUCUAAGAAUACUCAAAAGAAAUAUUCAAUUAUGUGCAACUUUAUUAAUAUUUUAUUAUUGAGGUUUGCAUGGUUUUCAAGUACAGUUGCCUCAGUAUAUGCUUGCAGUUUCCCUUUUUCAAUGAGCCCCUCUGAAACUGUAACUGCACAAUUGUUUAAUAUAAUUUAUUAGUGUAGCAAUAUUAUCGUAAUUAUUCAUACGACUAGUGUUUCCUGGUGUAGCAACACUAAAGCAAAGAGGCUCACAGAAGUAUUUUUGCAUGAUUUAUAAAUACACUAAAUAGAGCAAAAUUAGGUGUAUAUUGCUGAAAAAAAAUGCCAUUGAAUAUGACAGAAGAAAUGAAUGUUCUUUGAAUGUGCUUUGAGUAUGUAAUCGGGCAGUGCUCUGUAGUGACAGAAGUGAAUAGAAACUCUCUAAACUGAAUAUGGAGACUCAAAGCAGAUAUCGACGUGGAGAGGAAACGCAUUAAAGUACGCGCUUCAAGAAUCCCAGGACAAAAUGUAUAAAAAUAUCACAUAUAAUGUCACUGAAACAUUACUGAUAUUUCGUAAGAUAAACUUCAAAUAUUUUUUUCACGGAAAACAGAUCGUCGACGGGGAUGUUUGAGAAUAUUAAAGGACUAAUUCUGUAUUUCCGUGCGUUUAUUAACUCGAAAUAUUGUAUGUGCAUGUGAAACAUUAGUUAUCUGACAGCAUCACAUUAAAAUAUGCUUCUCUGUAGCAACCAUAACAAAUUAAACAUUUUAAUAAUCACAUUGAUAAUACGCAACUAACGCUGUAAGCCUCUGAAAAUGCUAUUUAAACGUGUGACCCUGAAAACAGGCAGGAAAAAAAAAAUCUGGACAAGUUUAAAUGAAAAUAAACAUUUAAAAAGUGAAAAAAUUGCACACAUUUAACUCAAAAUUCGCACAAAAAUACAAAAGAAAUAAUCCAUAAAAAAAGAUAUUUUCUUGUGGAAUGCAGGAGCUCGUUUGUGUCUAAUUGUGGAGAAUAUGUAUUGAUUAAAAUAAUAUUUUAAGAACAUUUAAUGCCAGAUUAGAGAAGCCAAAAUAUGAAGUAGGCUAUGCACUGAAAACCUUUAAUCACUUCAUCAAGGAGAUGCAUAAUAGAAUAUUUCGUUUGAAUGUGUUGAAGAACAUAAUAAUUAAUAAAAGUGCAUAACUUUAAUUACCAAUUUAGUAGAAUAUACCAUAUUAAAUCCCAUUAUCAUUCAUGUCUAAUUACUUAAAUACAAAAAAAAUGAAAUAUAUGUUGUGCAAAAAUAUUUUAAACCAACACAAAAUUAAGGUGUAUAUAGGCCUGAUUGAAAUAUUUCAGUACAUGGAUUUUAAAAAUGCAGUGGCCAAAAUGACAAGUAAUUGGAUAAUUGAGCAACUAUCAAAUCAAUAAGCCAUUUUAAAGGAUAUUAUGUCAUUAGUGAGCUAAACAUCCAUAAUUAGGACUACUACAAUAUGUGCCUUUUUCUAACCAUUAAAAUGUGUGUUUUGUUACAAAUGUUCUGUGUCAUUUUUAUUAGUUCUUAUUUAAUUAACCGAAAAUAAAGAUGAUUAGGUAAAUCUUCCUAUCAUCGAUUGCACACAGAAAGUUUUUUUCUCCUUAAGUGUAAAUGCUCUUCGUAAAUAUGUACAUGAAAAUCUAUUUGAAGAUGUUUAAAAUGUAAGCAUGUUCGAGUUUCUCACAUCGAAAUUA